Effrenium voratum is the source of this 1032-nucleotide messenger RNA. NCBI's taxonomy places the organism in Eukaryota, Dinophyceae, Suessiales, Symbiodiniaceae. The record is from the annotation of a GenBank genome assembly.
UGUGCGACUGCCUGAAGCGAGGAGUUUCCGCGCUCCGGCUCUCUGAACGUGCCAGCAAACUGCGCCGCGAACAUCGGCGCCUUCACUGGUGCCCUCGGCGUCUUCAUGCAGUCCACUCUCGCCUACGACGCAAACUGCGUCAACAAGGGCGUCACGCCGCAGCAGAUCGUCUCUCGGGAGGAAGCCAAGUUGGAGCGGAGGAAGACGGAGCUGAUGCACGAGGCCACCAAGUGGCUGAAGAAUCGGGGCGCCGAUGUCUCGGUGCUUCCCUCCAAUCCCGCGGUCCCCAAGGAUGUGGUCUAUGGCGCCAUCAACCGCUGUGUGUUUCAGCUCGAUCUUGGAGCCACGUGCCGCGGCACUGGGAAGAGUUCAUUGCAACCACAGACCAGGAGCGCGCUGCUUGUUCGUCCUGUCCUCAAACUAAGGUUCGUUAUGCGAGCUGGGAUCAUCUUGGGGGACAUGACCAUUCACUGCGCACCGGACGCUGAUGCGGGCCGUGUUUGUGCCAUUGACGUCACGGGCUUGAUUGCAGUCCUCAGUUUGAUCACUCGGUUCUUUGCGCUGGCAGCGAAUUCUUGCAUCAACAUUGUAGGGGACGCGGAUAGGGGUGCGGACUGUGUCGGCAUUGCGGCCGGCAUACCGGCCGGUGUUAUGGCGAUGACGUCGUCCGGCAUGAACUUGCAGGCGGCUUGUCAGAAAGCCUUCGACGACUGGGACCCCAACAACUGGCCCAAGAACGAGAAGUCCAUUGUCAAGGGCUCCGAAAAGUUGUCGGUGCCUGCGGAAGAUGGCAACACCAUCAUCGCUGAGCCAUAAUUCGGUUGGCCACGCAGCGUGCCACGCAGCGUGUUCGCUUUGUGCUGGCCUCAUAUUGUUUUGACAUGGGGGGUUUCCUGUGGAUCACGUUUUCCAUUUUCUGCCAAUUAAGACCUUCAGCAGUGGAGCUGCGAAGGUCUGAAGGCUGUGACCAGAGCAGCCGUGGGUGAUUUUGCACAGGCAACGGUAGGGAGCUCCAGACACCCCGGAAUUGAU